GAGGGCAGCCGAAAGCUUCGCAGUCGCCUCCCUUUUAAAAGUGAGAUUCAUGUUUCUGUUGUUUCACAUGCUGCUACAGGAGCAGGUCAUGAGAAGAGUCCCGUCGGCGAGCGCAGAGGCUGGAGGAGACCUGGGAUCGGAUCGGCUUCCACGUGGCUGGAUGAAGCCUCCUCCGGACGGGACGUGCUGAAAAGUUGCAUGGAGGAGAAGAACGCAGAGCGCGCAGCGGAAGGAGGGAGCUGCUGAGGACGAGCAGAACGGGGAGAAAUGUGUCUGGGGGAAGCGACGUAUUCGAAGGAGAAAAGCGGACAGAUGCCGGAGUGACAGUUAAGGAGGAAAACACUCGAAAAACGUGGCCAAGAAUGAGAGAGGAGGAGCCGUUUGAUGAUGAGCACCCCGAGGGAGGGGUUGCUCUCAGCGAGGAGAAGACGGAAAGACCCUUUUCUAAUACCUGUCCCGUCGUUGUAGCGACCCCUGGGAUCGCGGCGCGUAAACGGCAGGUCGGCGCACACAUGGAGGCCCGCCUGGCCAUGGCAUUCCCCCCCAGCAUUUCCCCAGCGGGAGACGAAGCCAAGCCGGGGGACGACGUCCAGAUUCACACAGCGGCAGGGCCCAAGAAACUGAAGAAGAGCCCUCAGCACCGGCCGCCCUCCUCGGGGCCGUCCCUCUCCCCCGUCCCCGGCCACAGCCCCGGGGCGCUCUCCGCCCUGGAGGACCCGCACGCCCAGCGGGUCAUCGCCAACAUCCGCGAGCGCCAGCGGACGCAGUCCCUGAACGAAGCCUUCGCCUCGCUGCGCAAGAUCAUCCCCACGCUCCCCUCCGACAAACUGAGCAAGAUCCAGACCCUGAAGUUGGCCUCUCGCUACAUCGACUUCCUGUACCAGGUCCUGCAGAGCGACGAGAUGGACAGCAAGCUGGCCGGGUGCAACUACCUGGCCCACGAGAGGCUGAGCUACGCCUUCUCCGUCUGGAGGAUGGAGGGUGCCUGGUCGGCCAUGUCUGCCGGUCACUAGUCGGGUCCCAGAGCUCCCAGAGGUGCCGGGGGAGCGUCCUUACUCACGUUGAGCUCACCAGGAACUAAAGACACCACAGCCUUGUACAGUUUUCAUUUUCGUAUCGCCUCUUGUCAGCGGUUCCUUUUUAUUGCCACAGUCGUGCAAGAGUUGAAGGGUUUUGUUGCAGGGGUUUUUUUAACAGACGUGUAUUGUGUUUACAUCAAUCAGAGGGACGAUGGGACAUCUCUUGAGGUUUAUAAAUCCCAAUGGCGAAGGAGUUUCCAUCGGCCUUCUCAGGCUCUGAAGCUCACCUGCUUUCAGCAUCAUCAGCACCAGAUUUCAUCACCGCAGGCAUGCGUCCUAUGAGCCAUGUUUAAACUUUGCAUUUAAUAUUCUUUAACUGACUUUAUUCUACAACACAGUUUUGUAGAAUUGUAAAGCUCAGUAAAGGACGCUGAUGAUGGAUAAGAAGGGAGAACUGAGGAAAGCUUUGGAUCUUUGAAGUUUCUGGCGUUUUUUAACUCCUAAUUUUCCAGGCCUGACGUUUUAUGAAUCCCCGAUCACCUCUGAACCCCGCUAACAGUGGAAAACGCAGCCGUGGGCCGCCGUGGGCUGCCGCUGGCGUGCCUGGAGUUUUUCCCUCUGUAUACCAAGCUCCUUUUGUUUGUUCCAGUGCCAAAGAGAGAAAGAGAGACUCUCCUCUUGGAAAUAUUUUCCUCCCAUUCUGGCCCAAAGUUGCUUGUGUUGCACAAAAACGAUGAUACAGCGAGGCCGAGCUGACGAGGAGGUGUAACGAAAACAAACGCUCUCUCGGAGCCAUGAAUCUCGUGUGUCAUCAUCAAAGGGGGGGAGGCUGAUGAGGCUUCCCGCUGGGCUCCCAUAAACCACUGGGAGUGAUGGAGGAGGUGAGAGAUGAUUUACGCACAUGCACACAUGCAGGAGGUGCAGCUCCGUGCGUGCGUGCAGCCAGACCUUCAGAAAAACCCAAAGCUUUUUUUUUUCCUUGUUCGUUACACUUUAAAAGUAUACAUCUCUCUGCACUAUUAAAGCUCUUUGCUUCCCUCUUGACUUACCGAAAAAAACAUUACCUGCAUGGUUUGAUUUUAUUUCAACAAGUAAACUCCUAGGAAGAGACACAUCCAGGGUUUUUCUUUCCUCCUCGUUGCCAAAGUGCACGAAGAGAAGCAGCCUAUCAUUAGGACGUCCUGGGAAGGUAGCUGACGUUUCCAGCUCUGAUGUGGACGUCAGGAUUUUUAUUUUUCUUUGAGAGUCUUGGCGGUGUGGUCUGAAGAGGAUUAACAUCACUGAUGUUUGAAGACACUUGACAUUUGUUCGCAGGCCAGAGAAGCAGCCCCAGAACGGCUGCACGGGGGCCGCCAGGACGACAUGAAUCACAAACGCAGUUGUAAUUAAUAGUUUCAUUUCCUCAAAGACUUUUUGUUCCCCAUAAAUAACUCAUCCCCAUCCCGUGGCAGCGCACGGGUCGCGCCUCCUCCGUGUUUCCGUGUGUCCUCCACGGCGGGAAACAUCCAGCGCUGAAUGUUUUACGGACACUGUGAACGCCGUACAUGUGUGUAAUGCAGUUACAUCUUUUCUUGUGUGUGUGUUUUUAGUCUUUUCAGCUGCUGAAUAAAG
Cololabis saira (Pacific saury) is the source of this 2630-nucleotide messenger RNA. Its product is annotated as twist-related protein 2-like. The transcript has a single exon. Gene Ontology annotation, molecular function: protein dimerization activity; DNA-binding transcription factor activity, RNA polymerase II-specific; RNA polymerase II transcription regulatory region sequence-specific DNA binding. Lineage: Eukaryota; Metazoa; Chordata; Actinopteri; Beloniformes; Belonidae. Gene Ontology annotation, biological process: regulation of transcription by RNA polymerase II; developmental process. Bases 363 to 1013 code for a protein of 216 amino acids. The record is from RefSeq and is a predicted model, not a curated record.